Messenger RNA from Orycteropus afer afer, 2550 nucleotides. It is a transcript of the gene MAP3K11, whose product is annotated as mitogen-activated protein kinase kinase kinase 11. The coding region runs from base 1 to 2550 and encodes 849 amino acids. Gene Ontology annotation, biological process: positive regulation of apoptotic process; microtubule-based process; protein phosphorylation. Gene Ontology annotation, cellular component: centrosome. The transcript has 10 exons. Lineage: Eukaryota; Metazoa; Chordata; Mammalia; Tubulidentata; Orycteropodidae. Gene Ontology annotation, molecular function: ATP binding; JUN kinase kinase kinase activity; protein binding. The record is from RefSeq and is a predicted model, not a curated record.
AUGGAACCCUUGAAGAACCUCUUCCUCAAGAGUCCGCUGGGGUCAUGGAACAGCGGUGGCAGUGGGGGUGGCGGUGGGGGCCGGCAGGAGGGGUCUCCGAAGGCCGCGGCUUAUGCCAACCCCGUGUGGACGGCCCUGUUUGACUAUGAGCCCAAUGGGCAGGACGAGCUGGCCUUGCGGAAGGGCGACCGAGUGGAGGUGCUGUCCCGUGAUGCAGCCAUCUCGGGGGAUGAGGGCUGGUGGGCGGGCCAGGUGGGCGGCCAGGUGGGCAUCUUUCCGUCCAACUAUGUGUCAAGGGGCGGCAGCACACCGCCCUGCGAGGUGGCCAGCUUCCAGGAGCUGCGGCUGGAGGAGGUGAUUGGCAUCGGGGGCUUCGGCAAGGUGUACCGUGGCAGUUGGCGGGGCGAGCUGGUGGCCGUGAAGGCGGCUCGCCAGGACCCCGAUGAAGACAUCAGUGUGACGGCCGAGAGCGUGCGCCAGGAGGCCCGACUUUUCGCCAUGCUGGCGCACCCCAACAUCAUCGCCCUCAAGGCCGUGUGCCUAGAGGAGCCCAACCUGUGUCUGGUUAUGGAGUACGCGGCCGGGGGGCCCCUCAGCCGCGCCCUGGCUGGGCGGCGCGUGCCACCCCAUGUGCUGGUCAACUGGGCAGUGCAGAUCGCCCGUGGGAUGCACUACCUGCACUGCGAGGCUUUGGUGCCCGUCAUCCACCGAGACCUCAAGUCCAACAACAUUCUGCUGCUGCAGCCCAUUGAAGGCGACGACAUGGAGCACAAGACGCUGAAGAUCACCGACUUCGGCCUGGCCCGCGAGUGGCACAAAACCACGCAAAUGAGCGCGGCGGGCACCUACGCCUGGAUGGCUCCGGAAGUCAUCAAGGCCUCCACCUUCUCCAAGGGCAGCGACGUCUGGAGCUUUGGGGUGCUGCUGUGGGAACUGCUGACUGGGGAGGUACCCUACCGUGGCAUCGACUGCCUUGCCGUGGCCUAUGGUGUGGCGGUUAACAAGCUCACGCUGCCCAUCCCAUCCACCUGUCCCGAGCCCUUCGCGCAGCUCAUGGCUGACUGCUGGGCGCAGGACCCCCACCGCAGGCCCGACUUCGCCUCCAUCCUGCAGCAGCUGGCGGCGCUAGAAGCGCAGGUCCUGCGGGAAAUGCCGCGGGACUCCUUCCAUUCCAUGCAGGAAGGCUGGAAGCGCGAGAUCCAGGGCCUCUUUGACGAGCUGCGAGCCAAGGAAAAGGAACUACUGAGCCGUGAGGAGGAGCUGACGCGCGCUGCGCGCGAACAGCGGUCACAGGCCGAGCAGCUGCGGCGGCGCGAGCACCUGCUGGCGCAGUGGGAGCUAGAGGUGUUCGAGCGAGAGCUGACGCUGCUGCUGCAGCAGGUAGACCGUGAGCGGCCGCACGUGCGCCGCCGCCGCGGCACCUUCAAGCGCAGCAAGCUCCGCGCGCGCGACGGCAGCGAGCGCAUCAGCAUGCCACUCGACUUCAAGCACCGCAUAACCGUGCAGGCCUCGCCUGGCCUUGACCGCAGGAGAAAUGUCUUCGAGGUCGGGGCUGGGGACUCGCCCACCUUCCCCCGGUUCCGGGCCAUCCAGUUGGAGCCUGUGGAGCCAGGCCAGGCUUGGGGCCGCCAGUCCCCCCGACGGCUGGAGGACUCAAGCAACGGAGAGCGGAGGGCAUGCUGGGCGUGGGGCCCCAGUUCCCCCAAGCCUGGGGAAGCCCAGAAUGGGAGGAGAAGGUCCCGGAUGGACGAGGCCACGUGGUACAUGGACUCGGAUGACUCCUCCCCCUUAGGAUCUCCCUCCACACCCCCAACACUCAACGGAAACCCCCCUGGGCCGAGCCCGGAGCCCGAGGAGCCGCGGCGGGGCCCAGCGGAGCGCGGCGGGGGUAGCAGCGGCUCCGGGACGCCCAAGCUGAUCCAGCGCGCGCUGUUGCGCGGCACCGCCCUGCUCGCCUCGUUGGGCUUGGGGCGCGACCUUCAACCACCAGGGGGCCCGGGCCGCGAGCGCGGGGAGACCCCGCCCACGCCCUCAGCCCCCGCGCUGUCCCCCGCCCAGCCGCCCACCUCCCCGCUCAUCCGCUUCUCGCCCAAGACGCCCGGCGCCCCCGCCUCCCCGCGGAGCCCUGACGCCCCCGCGCCGCUGCUGCUGGACCUGGGCGCUCCCGCGGACCAACCCUCUGCCAAGAGCCCGCGGCGCGAGGAGACACGCGGAUGUACUGUCUCACCUCCGCCCGGAAUAUCGCGCUCCGCCCCAGGGACCCCAGGCACCCCACGCUCGCCACCCCUGGGCCUCAUCAGCCGCCCACGGCCCUCACCUCUUCGCAGCCGCAUUGACCCAUGGAGCUUCGUGUCAGCCGGACCACGACCGUCACCCCUGCCCUCCCCGCAGCCUGCCCCUCGCCGGGCACCCUGGACCUUGUUCCCGGACUCAGACCCCUUCUGGGACUCCCCACCUGCCAACCCCUUCCGGGGAGGCCCUCAGGACUGCAGGGUGCAGACCAAAGACGUGGGUGCCCAGGCCCCUUGGGCACCAGAGGCCAGGCCCUGA